AUGGGGGCUAGAGUUCUUAUCCCGAUCACCGUGGCCGUGGCCAUCCCCGGGAAGGUGCUCGGCGCCAGUCACAUGGUGGGCGCGCCGGCCGGAUCAUGGGACCUGCAGACCAACUACACCAUGUGGGCUUCGAGAACCAGCGUGCCAGGGCAUUGCAUCGCCGGUAUGAAGGUUCAAGUCAACGUGAAGUCGAAGGCAGUGCAGACAGUACAACGGUGCCGAGGGACGGGGAAGCGACUCCGGUGCCGGUACGAGACUGUAUUAAGCUCGGCCACGGCGGCUGGUAUUGAUCAGUCUGCGGUGGUGCGGCUAGGUCUGGCCAUUGUCGCGGCUGGUCUCUUAUUGUUCUUUUAUUGA
Triticum turgidum subsp. durum (durum wheat) is the source of this 357-nucleotide messenger RNA. NCBI's taxonomy places the organism in Eukaryota, Viridiplantae, Streptophyta, Magnoliopsida, Poales, Poaceae. The record is from the annotation of a GenBank genome assembly.